UUGAGGUAGUGCAGACCCCGCAGUGAGAACCAAGGCUGUUGUGCCCUGGAAUUGGGAAACAUGUAUCCCUACUAGAAGUGGGAUCCGGCUGUCAUUACUUCCCCCACAGCCCCUCCGCUGCCUCUUCUAUUUAUCAACACAUUGACGUCUAUUUAGCAAAUGGGAGUAGAGGUCUGGCUCUUUCAGACCAGGUUACGCAAGCGCCCCAGCGCUUUUGAGCCACUUGUUGCAAUUGGAGGGCGAUAUUUAAUGGUUGGCAGUGAUAUACCUAUGUAUGUGUGCGGAUCUAUAUAUGUUUCUAUGUAUGUUGCAUGCUGUGAAAAGGAAGCAGCGAGUCCCCAGAGGGACUGGAUCGGGAAUAUCGAAAUCAGAAAAGAAAAUCUGGACUGUCCAAAGGGAAUUCUCCAUGUGGAUAACGAGAAAGGAAAGUAAAACAGCAAGAAAACAGCAACACCAAAAUAGAUCAUGGUUGACAACGCGAGUAUAGUGGCUAAAGCAACGCUGCACCAAGGUUUAACAACCUCUAAUGGACUCGGCCUGAUCUCCUCUGGAAGUGCACACUACCAGGCUCCCCACGGCAUGAAGCUGGAAGCGGUGAUGGAAAACCUGCAGAGGCAGCAGCAGGCCAGGCUGGAGCUGGAGGAGAGGCAGAGGAAGGAGAGGGAGAGGGAUGUGAGCCGAGCAGGAGCUGACAGCCAGCAGCAGCAGCAGCAGCAAGCCGUGAGCGCCGCUGUGCACCAGCACCUGGCAGCAGCCCAGCAAGCAGCCGCCCUGGCAGCGGUCCGAGCCGCCGCUCUCGCCGGCUUAGGGGACGCCGGCCCCGGAUCGAGCGGGGCCCAUCGGCCGCUAGUGACAGCGCAGCGCCGCCGCGUCCCAUCCGCCCUCUCCGAGUCCGAGGAAGACGAGCCCGAGCCCGGGGAAGAGGAGGAGGAGGAGGAAGAGGAGGAGGAAGAGCUGGGAGAGGAGGGAGACGAAGAGGAGGAGGAGGAGGAGGAGGAGGAGGAAGGGAUGGAUGGGAGUCAGAUCCAUCGCGUUUCCGGGGUGCCAACCCCCGGGCACACUCUCAAAGGGACCCCUGUCCAGCUGUCCAGAUUCGGGCAGCAUCACUACCACCUUCCCGGCCAAUCUCACUCCCCAGUCGGUAUCCCUCAGCCGCCGCAGUCCCAGCAGCAGCAGCAGCAGCAGGAAUGGACCUACGAGGAACAGUUCAAGCAGCUGUAUGAGCUGGAUGAUGAUCCGAAGAGAAAAGAAUUUCUGGAUGAUCUAUUCAGUUUUAUGCAAAAAAGGGGGACUCCAGUGAAUCGGAUUCCCAUCAUGGCCAAGCAGGUGUUAGAUCUGUACAGUCUGUACAAGCUGGUCACUGAAAAAGGUGGCUUAGUGGAAGUCAUCAAUAAGAAGAUCUGGCGCGAAAUCACCAAAGGCCUCAACCUCCCUACCUCUAUCACUAGUGCUGCUUUCACCUUGAGAACCCAAUACAUGAAGUACUUAUAUCCAUAUGAAUGUGAAAAGCGAGGGCUGAGCUCACCUGGAGAGUUGCAGGCAGCUAUUGAUAGCAACAGACGAGAGGGCCGAAGGCAGAGUUAUGGAUCUACAUUGUUUAGCUAUUCCCCUGUGGGGACGCCAACUAUCUUAUCUUCUCCUAAGAUACAGAUGCCAACUAUAGCUAUAUCCACACAUAAUGGCAGCCAUAUUAGCCAUGGAUUUUCUAUAAAGAAAGAAGAAUCGAUGCCCUCGACAGCCGGACACAAUCGAAUAGCAAUCCCACUCAGUAUCGCUGGUCAUCAUGUGACCACAGCUCAGGCUGUUGCAGCCCAGGCAGCCACUGCACAGGUAGCAGCAGCUCAGGCCGCUGCCCUGGACCAGCUGCGUGAGAAGCUGGAUUCCGGGGAGCCUCCAGAGAAAAAGGUCUCAGUUGUGGCAGAAGAGCAGCAACGACUUAUGCAACAAGCACUGCAGCAGAACCUGUUGGCCAUGGCAACACAGAUCCCUAUGAAUAUUAAAAUCAAUAGUAGAGCAGAUGACAGACAAGAAACUGCAUUGAACCUGUCUACAAAUGGCAUUAGCAGCAUCAACAUGUCAAUAGAAAUAAAUGGAGUUGUCUACACAGGGGUUCUCUUCGCACGAAGGCCAGUCAUUCCUGCAAUGUCUGGCAGCAAUGGGAACAGCAGCAGCUCUCAGGGCAUGCCUAGUCCGGCAUUAGCAGCACAAGCCCAGCCUUCCUCUUCCUCAUCUCACAUUCACACUCCGACCAGUUCUGCACCUUGAAGCCUCAACAAUAUGCAGGAGAUCACACAAGACAGUCCCGGAAGACUCUGGUGUUUUUUUUGAGAGUGUAUUUUUUUUUUGCAAGGAAAGUUUGCAAUGAGAAUAUUAAUAACUUUGCAGGUGAAGUGAUGGGGAAAAUAAACUCAAUCAUGCAUGAGGGUCACAUUUACUAUAUUGUACAGUUAAUCACUGUUGGACUGGAAUCCACUCAAAUUUUGUGAAAAAGAAAACAAAAUCAGAGAUUUUAACUUUGCGUAAAUCUGUUGCUUUCUGUAAGUGGGUUGACACUUAUAUUUCUAAAUGGACAUCCACACAACCACAGACUCUUCAAUGAAGAUGGUGAUGAGGUUCAGGAUGACCAUUCUGAUUGGACGCACUUGUCUAUUUUAUUGUGUACUGCAGAAACGUUCAGUUUUUGGAAGAUUUAUUAGAUGUGGCCAAAAAGAAGGGGAGGAAAAGGAAAAAAAGAAUAGCGAUUGAUCAUAUUUGCAUCUUAAUAAUGUUUCAUGAUCUAGGGGGAUUGAUUAUUUUAUUUCGAUAAUCAGUUGUUUUCAGGAAAAAAAACAUAUACUGUAACUCAGCUUUUACCAAAGAGAGGAAUAAUUUAUCAGGAUAUAUGGCGUCAAUCACAGGGCUGAAUUCAACAAUCAUAUUAAUAUAAAGUAAAUAUAAAAGAAAAAUGAAAAUAGUACAAUAUUGAAGCAAGGGAACAGUUUUUAAAUGGGCUGAUUAAUACUUGUAUGUUUAUGGAGUUUGGUGUGAAUGACACUGAAAUACUGAAGGAAGUUUAAUCUUCAUAAGACUAUAGAGAGAGAAAACAGCUUAAGGAUUGUUCAUACGGUACUGGAUCUCGAAAGGAAAUUGCCAUAUCAGGCAAGAAUCUUGGGAAUACAUCUGGGGCCUGACCUUUUACAAAGCUACAACUGUGUUACAGGGAUCAAUUCUGUCUUAUCAUCCAUGUCCUGUUGUUCACAAUGAUGGCUGCACGUCUGUCCCUGUGCAGCAAUAAUAUGGAGAUUUAUGAUUAAGUGCACAAAGAGAAAGAAAAAGAAAGCAGUGGGGCAGUUUUAUCAAUUAAGUGGCUUUAUUGAAUAGGGCCAGAUGAUCAUGUUGACAGUGAUGCACUGACCCAGGCUGUUGAAUGGAAUCAAGGGGGAGGUGGAGGUGUGUCUGUUCAAAUUAAUGCUGUCAGAAUCCAACAGCUCAUUGCAAAGGCUUGUCAAGUCUAUAGAAUUUAGUCUGAAAGAAGUAUCUUGCUGGUAUAUUGAUUACUUUUUCUUGACUUCUGAUAAACUCAAAUGGCAACCUCUGCCUCUACCCCUGUCCAUUUGCUCUUCACAGAUGCAGCCGAAUACCUCGUGAAUCUUCUAAUUAACAUUUAAUAAGAAAAAAAGAGAGAUGCUCAUAAUAUACCUCAUAGAAGUCAUUUUAUUUAAUUUGUAUUUUUAUUGUAAAGCCACUUGUGAAGCAUUUAUUUUCACCAAUCACUGUUUUUUUUUAAAUUUUGUAAUGUUGUACCAAAGAAGGGAAUAUUCUAUUGUACACCUACCUCAUUAUUCUGAAUAGCAGAUUGUCAACUCCCAGUCGCAUCAUUAGGAUCUUUGCAGGGUGUUAGGAAGGGAACAAGUUGCCAUUAGCUGGAAUUCUAGCUGACUGUGAACCAAGUUUAAUGGUGGCUUUUUUUGCUGUGUACCAAAGAUCAAACAAUACAUUUCACACUUUGUUGAACAGUAGCACAUUGCUGGUAAAUAUUUCUUGUGUCCAUUAUGUGUUGUUCACUUUGUUUAGGCUUUUUUGCAAUGCUACGCAGUAGGACUUUAGAUUCUAAAAUGGCUUACUAGCUGUGUAUGAAACUUUAUUUUUGUUUUCUUCUUGACUAAUCCAGUGCAUUAAGUGAAAGCUGGAUUGUGGUGCUCAGGGGUAUCAAUCGAAAAAAAAAAGACUUUCUUUGCCAUUUGACUUCUCGUACAUUUAGAAAAUGCUGCUUCUUUGGAGAAUUCCUCUCUCCAAUUUGAUGCCCAUGGAAUAUGCAUAAUUGGAAUGUAUACUUGACUAAAACAAUCAACCAAACAGCUUCUUAAAGUGUUUCACUCACUCUGGAUUUUUACCAGUAAUGUGUGUGAUUGCUAAUCAUUUAUUGUCAACAGCAGCACAAUUUUUCUUACUAAAUGAAAUUUUUCUAUUCACCCAUAGGAACAAUAUUAUUAGUCAAUUAAAAUUAGGAUUGUUUUACUAUUAGAAAAAUAAAUAACAAUUGGUCAAGUCUACUGAAUUACCCACAUUUCCUUACCCCCACCCCAAUUUUCUGAAUGAAUUUCCAUAUGCGUCUGUAGUAUCCUUAUUCAGUAAUAAAACUGUUUUCAGUAAAUCCUGAAACCAUCUUCUGGAUUAGAAUUUUAGAAAGGAAAGAGAUGCUAUAUCAACAAAUACACUGUCAAGAGUAUGUUUGUGUUAAAAUGGUGUUUUGCUUUGGCAUUGGAGUUAUUCUUUGUAAACCGGUCAGAAAUUAAACUGUAAAUUG
Messenger RNA from Chiloscyllium plagiosum (whitespotted bambooshark), 4786 nucleotides. RefSeq names its product AT-rich interactive domain-containing protein 3A-like. Gene Ontology annotation, molecular function: DNA binding. Gene Ontology annotation, cellular component: nucleus. NCBI's taxonomy places the organism in Eukaryota, Metazoa, Chordata, Chondrichthyes, Orectolobiformes, Hemiscylliidae. Gene Ontology annotation, biological process: regulation of transcription by RNA polymerase II. The record is from RefSeq and is a predicted model, not a curated record.